AUGUCUUCCGCGCUUACUCCAUCCACCAUAAACGCCCACCACGUAGGCGAAUUCAUCUACCGCUACCUCAAGAACGAGUACUCCUGCUGGCGCCGCCACCCCAAACACGACUACAGCACCAUGGCAACAGCCCCCGAACAACGGUGGAUGCAUCUCGGAUCGGCCCUCACGAACGACCUCACCAACCCUCACGUCGUCCGCUUGCAGGAGCUCCACGAAUACAACCUCCUCACCUCAAAGGCGCAAAGCUUCCUCGAGCAGCGCCUCAUGGAGUUCGCACGCCGCGGCCGCUUCUCCCGCCGCCGCACCAAGUACGCCCGCAGCGACGACACGCGCAGCAUCGUGCGCGAGCUGCACAUCGCCGCAGAGCUUGUUGCUGUGUUCUUUCCGCCGAUGCCGAUGCCGUGGCGUUACAGGGAGGGGAAGCCGCUGAUGAGACGCGGGGUCAAGGCGCGUUGGCUGGUUGAUGGGUUUGGGGCGAGUUUGGGGAUGACGACUGUCAUGUGGGCCACGGAGAUCGUGGUGAGGGAGAGAGAGAACAACCGGACGGCGAUGCAGCUUGGACGACUGAUGAGGGAAGGGCGGCAGCGGGAGGAGUGCCCGUAUUGUGUUGCGGCCGUCGAGCAUGUGAAGCAUGAGGAGCCGUUGCCGGUGUAUGAGGAGGAAGGCGCGUGUGCGUGGCAGAGCGAUGAGGGCUUGCCGAGCUAUGAUGAAGCUGCGCCUUUGGAAUGA
Coniosporium apollinis CBS 100218 is the source of this 732-nucleotide messenger RNA. RefSeq lists its product as uncharacterized. The record is from RefSeq and is a predicted model, not a curated record. The coding region runs from base 1 to 732 and encodes 243 amino acids. Lineage: Eukaryota; Fungi; Ascomycota; Dothideomycetes. The transcript has a single exon.